AUGUCCGAUUCUACCGCUGUCGCAUCGUCGGCAGUUGAAUUCGAGGCCAAGGUGCAGAUUGUCGACGAGCUUCCACGUGCACCCACGCUCUCAUCCGAGCUGCGUCAGUCGAACGCAGACGAUUCGGACUCGGACGACAACAACGAUGCAAAUGCGGCUGACCAAGUAGAAGAUCCUCAGACGGAAGACGAAGCGGGGCCAUCGAGCGCAGCUGACGAUCCGGAACCUGCUAAUAACGGCAUCACGCGUGGUAUCGUCCAGUACGGCUCGGUCAGGGUAGACCAUAGCGGCGGACCACAUAACAGUGUAGAUACGCAAGCAGAUGAUAUCCCGGACGAUUCGGAACUACUCGCACAGUACCCUGAUACGGAAGAAGUGCUCGAUCUCGGACACCUUCGUCUUACCACCACCAAGCGUCUCGGUCUGCAACGUUUCGCUCCUUCACUCAAACGGCUUUGUCUGCGCCAAAAUCUACUCACCAAGAUCCGAUCGAAAGACAUCGGAAUUCUUACCGAGCUCCAAGAUUUGGACCUGUACGACAAUAGCAUUGAAAAAAUCUCGGGCUUGGACGAGUUGACAAAACUCGAAUCGCUCGAUCUGUCGUUCAACAACAUCCAUCACAUUUCCAACAUCUCGCACUUGGGACAAUGCAAGACCAUCUACUUUGUGCAAAACAAGAUCUCGCGCGUGCGGCCUGACGAUUUUCAAGGUCCCAUCGCCAGCUCGCUGCAGAGCUUGGAACUGGGAGGCAAUCGAUUGCGAACCAUCGAAAACUUUGCACACCUCACCAAUCUGACACAGCUCUGGUUGGGUAAGAACAAAAUCACCUCCCUCCAGGGACUCGAAACCCUUACCAAUCUUCGUGUGCUCUCAAUCCAGUCGAACCGAAUCACCAAGCUCGAAGGCCUCGAAAAGCUCGUCAACUUGCAAGAGCUGUACAUCUCGCACAACGGUUUGACCAAACUCGAAGGCUUGCAACACAAUGUCAAACUGACAACGCUGGAUGUGGGAGCCAACAUGAUUGAGAAGGUGGAGAACGUGGGACAUCUGAGUCUGUUGCAGGAGUUUUGGGCGAAUGAUAACAAGAUUACGGAUCUAAAUGGUUUGGAUAAGGAGCUGGGAGAGACUAAGAUGCCCGCGUUGGAGACAGUGUAUUUGGAGGGCAAUCCGGGGAUGAGGAAGGAAGGAGCGGCGUAUAGGAGGAAGCUCAAGUUGUUGCUGCCGCAGCUCAAGCAGAUUGAUGCUACUUUUAUUCGCUGA
Mycosarcoma maydis (corn smut) is the source of this 1260-nucleotide messenger RNA. Its product is annotated as putative protein phosphatase 1, regulatory subunit 7. Lineage: Eukaryota; Fungi; Basidiomycota; Ustilaginomycetes; Ustilaginales. The coding region runs from base 1 to 1260 and encodes 419 amino acids. The record is from RefSeq and is a predicted model, not a curated record. Gene Ontology annotation, molecular function: protein binding. The transcript has a single exon.